Molecule: messenger RNA, 4308 nt
Organism: Habropoda laboriosa
Lineage: Eukaryota; Metazoa; Arthropoda; Insecta; Hymenoptera; Apidae
Exons: 11
Coding region: 187-4308 (1373 amino acids)
Source: RefSeq, a predicted model, not a curated record
UAAACAUGGCGCCGUGGAGAUUACUGAAUUGUGUUUAGUGGUUGUGUGUCUGCGAUUUGUGUAGUGCGACGAUUUUCCAUUUGUCACCAUAUCUUGUCAUCGCGUCAACGCGUUCCUGAGAAUGUUACCCGAUUACGGUUAAAGUUCCAUUGAGAAUUCCACGCCAAAGUUGAAGUUUCAGAGAAAAUGUCGAAGAAGAACAGAAAACGGAAGUUGGAGGGAGAGGAGCAGACUAUGGUCGAUUGGGAGCAGGAGAAUUUUUUUUCAGAAGAAAUAAGAAAUGAAAUGGAGAGCAUGUGGGAGAUACCACAGAUAUUUCAUUUUCUUCAUUUGGCUAAAAAUGCUCUGAAUAUACCUCACUUAUCGAUGUACGAAAUGGAACGAAUGCUUUUGAUACCAAGAGCUUCCAAGCAAUUGGCAAAUAUUAUGACAUCUUUGUUGAGCUCCCCCAUGACCAAAGCAAAGUUGAGGAAAAUACCACCGAUGCCAUACGAGUUCUGGACGAAUAUUCUCGCGUACAAGAUGAAAAGUUGGUUCAAAAUAUUCGAGGCUAAACACCGGGACGCAGUAAAAGUUCUAGAAAUCAUCGGCGUGGAACCGGAGUUCUGGAGUGUUUUCCCCGAUGCUCCUCUGCUGAAUGGCAAGGAUUUCGAGGAAUUGACAUUCAAACAGAAGGUCUGGCUAUUAAAAACAAUCUGUGAUACAGUGAUGCACACCAGAAAAACUGUGCAAGAGGCAGUGGGCAAGCAACCGUGGGAAGACCAGAUCGAAACAAUUCUGGGCACUGAUCGUUAUGGAGCAAGAUACGUUUACUUUCCACAAUUUCUGAAAAGCGACUUGAGGAUCUACAGGCAUUCUCUAGAUAACAACAUUCUAUCAACGGUGAAGCCAAUCAAACCAAAGCUGAAGGCAGACCCAGGAAAGAAGACGUUACAUGCAAGCUUGAUAAAAAAAAGGGCCAAGUACAGAAGAAAAAAAUCGCGUUGGAGCACUGGCUUGACACCAAAGUCAAGCAAGAAAAAAGUGAACAAAUCUGACGAGAAACAUGUGAACGACUGCAAGUGUAGCAGCGACAGUGCAACAGGCUCGUUGAUAAAUGAGGACACCAAUCUGAGCAGUACAAGCACCUGUAGUAAUAAUAAUAAUAAUAAUAAUAGUAGUAGUAAUAACAAUAACGUUAAUUUAGACACUGUCGAUAUCAAGAAAUCCAGAAGUCCGUCAAAAUGUUCAGAAAUGAGCACGGAAUCCGAUAAAACGCGUUGUAAAAGUGUAAAAUCGAGUGGCUACGAUACGAACAGUUCUAUGGGCACCAUUUCGAAAAAUAGGUCGUCUCAGAAAAUGUUCAAGGGAUUCUCAGACAAUAGCAGUAACAAUAAGUGUAAUAUAAAAAUAAUCAACGGAAUUUUGUGUAAUUUAAAAGCAGGAACUAGCGAAGAGAAUAAUAGUACGGAAGAUACCUCUCAGAUUACGUUAGAAUUAAACCCAAUUAGACAACAAUAUUUAGAUACGAUGGACUUGCAUAUUGCCAGAGGGGAUUCUGCCGAUAGAACCAUCGAUAAUUUGUCCAGUAUUUCAAAGACAGAUGAUGAAAAGCUGAAUGAAAUUAUCAGCGCUGAAAGUUCGAAGUUAAAUGAUAAAGAUAACGUUCAUACUGUUAUAGAAACGCACCAGAUAUCGAUCACUUCAAAAUCUGACGACGAAAAGUUGAACGAAACGAGAACGUCUCAUAGACAGGAAGAUAGUGCUAGUUCUUCUGGGAGAAAUGGGAAAGAGAGUAUUGUCAGACAGAAUGGAGGACUUGGCAAAGAACAGAAGCCGGACAAAACACCGUUAAAGUUGGAUGAUACGAGCAAAAGUACAAAUGAAGUAGACUCUUUCGAUGACACGGAUCUUUCUUUGAGUGAAUUGAGAAGCAUGCUACAGAAAGAAGCGAUGGACGAUGAUUUUUCUUUAGAUGAAGAGACCGAGGUUAAAUAUGAUCUUAGGAAAUCGAAGUAUAAAAAAACGGAAGGGUGGAAACAAGAAAAGGAGAAUUUUAAUGAAAUGCUUCUGGAACUUAGUGCUUCGAAAUUUCAACUUGUGGCUGACAGUAUUAGUUCAUUUAAAGAGCUCAUCGCUAGUUUUUCACUUAAGAACCUCAUCUCUACUUUUUCACAAAAACGUAACGGUUCACAUGCUGACAGUGACGGUGAAAUUGAACCUAUGCCUCCCUGCGAAGUAAAAUUGAUCCAAAGAAUGACAGAGUUGCUAUCCUCUUUAGAGGGAAUGGAGCCUGCUUUGCGAGAUUCAAUGAAGAAAGCAAGGGGAAAACUCCAAAAGGAAUGGACAAAUUUUAAAGCAGGCAGUGCGGAGGAUCAGGACUCAUCCGGGGAGGGUCUUGGCUCUAAUUGGUGGGUUCUUGGAUCGCAGGGCUGUCCACUGCCAACUUCCGGAGACACAACGUUACAAACGUUAUCGCAACCUACCGUAUCCCCAACUGGCUCCCAAACCGUCUCGAACAAACAUGAAGAAGAGCAGAAUAACCACGCAGAACACGAUAAAACCGUCGAUCAAGAGUGCAAGGAAUCUCAGGAUGAGAACGCGGAAAGCGAAGCGCAAGGAGGGCAACCCGAACGAGACGAAGGUAACAGUCAAGACAACACUCAAAGAGCGGAAAAAGAGACGAAAGAAGAUUCAAGCGAAGAAGAACAGCAUACCCGAAGGGUAUUACGAGCCCGUGGAAUCUCUUCAUACACAGAACAGUUCUAUUCAGACGACGAGAUCGAGGAGAACGAGCUGGAGGAAUGGGCCGACGUUGAGGCCGUGUACGCGGCUCCCAGCGCACAGGUCGAUACAUCCGCUGCUCACCUUACUCCGAAAAUCAGACACGCUGACGACCGUACAAACGAGGAGGACUCAGACCAAGAUUGGAUUUUACCGAGCUCUCGCAAAAGGAAAAAUAAACGUCCAUCUGCCAAUCGGAGAUUAAAGGCUUUCCAACAUAAACUACAAAAUAUCAAACUUGGUGCCCUCCAGGACGCGGCAGAUUCAAGAUUGAUCUCUCCCUCAAAUAUAUGCAGUGAAAAUAAGAAACUAAAUGUCGCAGAAACCCUAAUAUCUAAGUCAAACGAGCCAGCCAGUCCAGAGGCUACUAAUAGCAGCAGUACCAUAGAAAACAAUGAGACUGUGGUAGAGAAUGAUCUUAAAGAAAGAGUGCCUUCCACGGAAACAAGCUGCAAAGUAGAAAAUGUCACGAGCGUGCAUUCAGAGCUGGACAUCAAAGACGAGGGGCCGAUCUACGAUUAUACGAGUCAAAUUGAUAAUAGCUACAUCACAAACCCUAAUUCUAAUUACUUAAUGCUCAAAACUGAUCCAACGAAUUACUACCUGAUGCAACCGAAUCCUGUUAUUCCACAAAACGCUCUCGUGCAACCUAGUCCAGUAGUCUCGAAUAUCGUACCACCGAUUCCACACGGUUAUUACGUACAAGGGGGGCAAAAUUACAUUAUCCAAAGUCCACAAGCCGGCUUCCUACCACCUCAGCAUUUUCAACCUCAAGGACCACAAAUGAUGGCGCCACAACAAUUUGUCAAUCAUUCUGGUUACUUACCCUGCAUGGUAGCGGCUCAACCCCAACCUGGAUACGUAGCUACAGAACAACAAAUGAUUUCUCAAAAUCCUUCGCUACCAAUUUACACUAAUCCCGCUGCAUUGCCCAGACCACCGCAAAACAGGUAUCCUGUGCCGAGACAGAACUAUCCACAUCCUAAUGGGGCAGUCAUAAGAAGUAGUAUGCCCAUAAGGGGAAACACUCCAAGGGCUAAUAACGCUAGAAUCACGAAAAACCUUCAACAGCAACGCAAUACCCCUGUUAGGAUGCCGAAGCCGAGAAAGCUGAACACACCUGCAGAAAACAUCAACCAGAAGACUACUUCUUUGAUCGUUCUCAGCGACAGUGACGACGAAAUUGAGAUGAUCAUUACCGAGAAGACUGGUCCCGAGACUGAAUCGGAAAAAGCGAAGACUACACCUAAAAGAAACAACGUGCAGGUUAAGCAGAAACCGGCAGUUACUUCGGAUGUCGCGAUAACUUCAACAAAAGGUGCCAUCCCUCCGCAGAUACUUCAACGCAUGAAUCAAGGAGGCAUAUCGAUAACGCCAGUUAAACCUCCACCACCGAUACAAAAUACUAGUACACAGCUAGUGGUGGUCGUGAACGAAACUGGAAGCCAUUAUGCCUUAUCAUUACCCAAUGGAAGCAAACUGAUCCUCACUCCUGAACAGGUGGCACAGAUACGAGCUUCGAACGGUGGAAAGCUGAUCUUAUAA